This is a messenger RNA of Eimeria necatrix, 102 nucleotides long. RefSeq lists its product as hypothetical. Lineage: Eukaryota; Apicomplexa; Conoidasida; Eucoccidiorida; Eimeriidae. The record is from RefSeq and is a predicted model, not a curated record.
AUGUUUGCAGCGGAGCGCAGCGGGUCCAAGGGAUUCGGUAUAAAGACAGGAGGGAUCCCUAGCAGGGGCUCUGUCUCCCGUAGCCACGACAGUGGCAGAUAG